Molecule: messenger RNA, 377 nt
Organism: Prorocentrum cordatum
Lineage: Eukaryota; Dinophyceae; Prorocentrales; Prorocentraceae
Source: the annotation of a GenBank genome assembly
GCGCCGCCCGCGGCGUUCGCGUCCUCGUGGGACCCGGUGGCGGUGCCGCUCUUCCCCGCGGCCCCGCGCCCCGCGGCCCGCGCCAGUCGUGCCUUCGCCGCGCCGCCGGCCGUCAGGCUGCAGGCGCCGGCGGGGAUCCUCUCCUUCUGCUUCACGCUGCGCCGGGCGGACUUCGGCGCGGAGAUCGGGCUCGACGUGCGGUGCGGGGGCGAAGGUCGGUUUCUGGUCGUGCAGCGAGUGCUGCCUGGGGGCAUGGUGGAGGCGUGGAACCGCUCGUGCCCAGAGGGCUCGCGGAGCGGAAGAACGGUGUCCGCGGGCGAUACCUUGGUAUCUGUGAACGGCGCGGCGGACUGUUACAGCAUGCUCAACGCCCUCAG